AUGUCUCUUCAAGGAAAGAUAGCAAUUGUAACAGGCGCAGCUCGUGGUAUUGGAGCAGGUAUUGUACUGGCACUAGCCAGACAAGGAGCAAGCGUAUCUUUCAACUAUGUCUCCCCUUCCUCCAAGGAAGCCGCUAUAAAUUUGGUGAAGGAAGUCCGGGCUCUUGGAACCCGCGCGGCCUGUGUCCGGGUCGACAUGGCAUCGCCCGAAGCCCCUUCUGUUUUGUUGCAUGCCACCCUCAAGGAGUUUCGGACCGAGCGAAUCGACAUACUAGUGAACAAUGCGGGUCUUGGAGGAAACGCACCCCUGGAAGAAAUUACGAUCGAAGAAUAUGACCGGUUGAUGACAGUCAACGUCAGAGCCGUUAUCUUUAUGACACAAGCUGUUCUGCCACAUAUUAGCCGCGGUGGGCGCAUAGUCAACUUGUCAUCCAUUUCUGCUCGAGGGGGCUACUCGACGCAAUCCGUCUAUGCCGCUUCAAAAGCUGCGGUUGAAGGCCUCACAAGAGUAUGGGCGACGGAGCUCGGUCACAAGUACGGAGUAACGGUAAACUCGGUCAACCCUGGACCGGUCGACACUGACAUGUACCGCGCAGCCGGGCCAGUACAUCUCGCUAGAAUGGAGGAGAAAAACAAGAAGGUCCCUGCUGAACCUAGAUGCGGCAGAGAACAGGACGUUGCCGACAUUGUUGUAUUUUUGUGCGAAGAGCGAUCCCGCUGGGUCACUGGAGAUACCAUAUGCGCCAACGGGGGUAUGCUAUAUACUUGA
Molecule: messenger RNA, 768 nt
Organism: Colletotrichum spaethianum
Lineage: Eukaryota; Fungi; Ascomycota; Sordariomycetes; Glomerellales; Glomerellaceae
Product: L-xylo-3-hexulose reductase
Exons: 2
Coding region: 1-768 (255 amino acids)
Molecular function (GO): oxidoreductase activity
Source: RefSeq, a predicted model, not a curated record